UUUUGGUUUGUUAGUGAACCCUUAGCUUUGCUAUCUUAACUGGGAACAAUUAAAGGUCGAAACGCACGUAAACCGUAUUGCAUUUUUUAUAUCUUUACGAUUUCUAACAUUGCGGCUUGUCACAAGCGUGUGAAAAAAAAAGGAUGUAAAUGUGAAUCGCUGUGUCUGUGGAACUGAUGAGAAACGUAUUUGUCGAUUCUAUAGCAGAAAGCGUUAGCGUGUUGCUAGCGCGGCUGUGUCCCAAAUAGCGUCGCCUCCCAAAUCGAGUGCACUAGGUAGUCUGUAAGCCGCCGUUUAUUGUGGUUACACGUUAAGUGCACGUGUAAAGGGAGUUAGCAGGGAUUUGGAUUUCGGCCUGAAGCCUCGCUCAUGCCCUCCGAAGACGCUUUUUGGAGCUCAGUGAUCCUGGACUGGCUUUUCUCUCACUCCAGCUUGUCUUUUCUUCCCUUCAUGAUGAUGAUGAUUUUAAUAUUUGCUGCCUUUACGGUCGCCUUUGUCCUGUUUCUCUACAUGAUCUCGCCUUUAAUAAGCCCAAAACCGCUCAAACUCAACGGGGCCCAUGUUGUCGUGACUGGAGGCAGCAGUGGGAUUGGGAAGUGCAUAGCCAUGGAGUGCUACAAACAAGGAGCCUUCAUCACACUGGUGGCGCGUGAUGAGGGUAAACUGGUGCAGGCGAAGAAGGAGGUGGAGAAGUGUGCAGUGAACGAUAAACAGGUGGUGCUCUGCAUCUCAGUGGACGUGUCCAAGGAUUACAGCCAGGUGGAGAGCGUGCUCAAACAGGCUCAGGAGAAGCUCGGGCCAGUGGACAUGCUGGUGAACUGUGCAGGGACGUCUGUGUCUGGGAAGUUUGAGGAGCUUGAGGUCCAACACUUCCAGAGUCUGAUGGAGGUGAACUACCUGGGCAGUGUUUACGCCACGCGGGCCGUGAUCAGUAACAUGAAGGAGCGGCGGAUGGGUCGCGUGGUGUUCGUGUGUUCUCAGGCCGGACAGCUCGGACUGUUCGGAUACACGGCGUACUCCGCAUCUAAAUUCGCCCUGCGCGGCCUCGCUGAAGCUCUGCAGAUGGAGGUGAAGCCGUAUAACAUCUACGUGACGGUGUCCUACCCCCCCGACACGGACACGCCGUCUUUAGCCGUGGAGAACAAGAUGAAGCCUUUAGAGACGAAGUUGAUCUCAGAGACAUCUGGAGUGUAUCAGCCGGAGCAGGUGGCAAAAGUCAUUGUUAAAGAUGCUGUGCAGGGGAACUUCAGCAGCUCAGUGGGUCCUGAUGGCUACAUGCUGUCUGCGCUCACCUGCGGCAUGUCCCCCGUGACGUCCAUCACAGAGGGGCUGCAGCAGAUCGUGACAAUGGGGCUGUUCCGCACCAUCGCACUCUUCUACCUGAGCAGCUUCGACAGCAUCGUGCGCCGCUGUAUGAUCCAGAGGGAGCAGAUCAAAGCUUCUGACAAGACGAAGUAACAGCCAUCACUCCACCAUCACUGCUCAUCCUCAACACACACACACGCGGGACGGGAAGGAUGAGCUGCUUAUCUGUCAGACGUGUCCUCAUCUCCACGCUCCGCCGUGUGUGUAUGUGUGUGUAUGUGUGUGUUAGAUCUUCCCACAACCCAGCUCAUAACACACACGUCUCUAUUUUGUCCUUGUCAGCGGGGGCGGAGUUUAAGAUACGUUUGACCAGCCUUCAGUUUUGCCUCUUUAACUAACAACUAACGGUUAAUUUUCCAGCUAUCAGACGUUUAUUAUCCAAA
Messenger RNA from Tachysurus vachellii, 1748 nucleotides. It is a transcript of the gene kdsr, whose product is annotated as 3-ketodihydrosphingosine reductase. The record is from RefSeq and is a predicted model, not a curated record. Bases 370 to 1458 code for a protein of 362 amino acids. The transcript has 10 exons. NCBI's taxonomy places the organism in Eukaryota, Metazoa, Chordata, Actinopteri, Siluriformes, Bagridae. Gene Ontology annotation, molecular function: 3-dehydrosphinganine reductase activity. Gene Ontology annotation, biological process: sphingolipid biosynthetic process. Gene Ontology annotation, cellular component: endoplasmic reticulum membrane.